AUGAGGCGUAAACUAGAAUUAUUCCUCCUUCUUGCAUUUGUUAGUACCGGAUACGUGACAUAUUGGAUGACCAUGGAGAGUCAGAAGUUCGACACUCUCUACGAUUUCGGAGAAUAUCUAUGCGGCAGAGGCUACAACGAAACCGAGAAAGGCUGGAAGGUUGUGUCGACUUGGGUAGCUCACAACUUGGAUGAGUUCCUGAUCUGGAGCGGUUACAAAAAACGAGACGUGAUCAAGGAAGUAGAAGAAGGAGUGGAUUUGGACGCGGUCAGAACAACAGUUCUCCCUCCCAUAACUCUUCCAACUCCAACGACGACUACUACGAAUGCGCCAGGCAUGCGGACAUGUGCUCAGUGUACGGGCGGAAACUACCACCUGAGAAGAUGGCUCAUGCAAAACGCAGAACACGGCCAGAGCAUGGGAUGGGUCGAAGAAUGGGCCUUGACUGAUUGUGUGAUCGGAACGAUUCGGUACAAUCCAUGUGCUACAACCUGUAUGAAAGUCACGAUUCAGAAACCAGAAAAUGGAGAAAAGCUGGAUAGUAUUAUGAUGGAUUGCGCGGAUGAUAUGUUUUAUAGCACGCCAGAUAUUCCAGACACAAGACCAUGGUAUAAAAGCCAAAUUGGACCGAUGGUUUUUGAGGAGAACGCUCGCUAUGUGUCUGAGCGGAUUGGUCAUACCAUCAUCUAUGAGUUCAACACCACCUCGUCGGAUAACGCAUCAACGAUUGCCGAUAAUUUGAAGGAACAGUUUGCCUAUGUCAAACAAGAAAAGAAAUUGGGAGAUAACAACAAAGGAUUGUUCAUCGUUGUUACCAUGCUGACCAUUUUCUUGCUGUUUGCCUCCUGCUGUUAUUGCAUCUAUUGUCGCUGUAAGAAAUGGCGUAUGAAAAGGGAAUGGAAGAAGAAUCGAAGAAAUCCCAAGUAUAUGUUCAACGAGAAUACGGAGGAGAUGGUUGAUCUUGCUGUUUACAUGGAACAAGGACUAUUUGAUGUGCCAAAGCCAAGGGACAAAAUUUGGAAAAAGGAAAAAUACAGAAAAACUGUGACGUUCCGCGCUGAUCUUGAGGAGAUUGUUGAAGAUAUUGAAGAUGGUUUUGAGGAUGAUUCUGAACCUGCGGAGAGGUGUGUUCCCGAGAUGCUCUUCCAUAAUUCUCCUCGUGUACACUUUGAUGACGACUGGGAGGAUGAAUUUGAUGAAGACUGCGAGGAAGAACUUGAUGAGGACGACAAGGAAGAAUUUGAUGAGGACGAAGAAGAAUCAAACUCGAUUCUUGAAGAUGUCGUGGAGCGGUCGACGGAGAAUUUGCACGUUCAAGAAUAA
Caenorhabditis briggsae is the source of this 1323-nucleotide messenger RNA. The record is from RefSeq and is a predicted model, not a curated record. The transcript is spliced from 4 exons. Bases 1 to 1323 code for a protein of 440 amino acids. NCBI's taxonomy places the organism in Eukaryota, Metazoa, Nematoda, Chromadorea, Rhabditida, Rhabditidae.